AUGAGGCCCUCUAAGAAGUCAGACCAUGAGAGCUUUUACAAGGCCAUCAACGAUAACAACGUUAAAAAAGUUAAAUCGCUUCUGGCCUCGAAUGCGGAAUUGCAAAAUGCCACAGGCGACCUCACGAUAACCCUUGAGGACUCCGAGACCGCCGAAUAUUCUGCCUCUCCACUGGCUGUGGCGGUAGCAUGCAACCGGAUUCCAGUUGUCCGAUUCUUUCUUAGUCAUGCGCAGGCUGUUGGCAUUGACUGGCCAACUCAGAACGAAGGCUGGUCGGCGCUGCAUUUUACUGCUCGCUACAAUUACCAAGCCAGCUUGGAUCUGCUCCUAGCCAGCAACCUAAACGUCGACCUACCUGACAAAAAAGGACUGAGCCCGUUGCAUCUAGCCUCUAGAUAUGGUCGCCUUGAAGUGGCCAAGCGUCUUAUAGAUGCAGGCGCGGACGUUAGCAGUCGCGAUGCUGAAGGAAAUACUCCGUUCCACAUGGCUUCCAUGUACGGUCAAGUGGACAUUCUGAAGUUAUUAUGGGAGAAAGGGCCCUCAACUCAGAUAUCUGAUGAGAACGGUUACUCCCUUCCAGCGUUACACCUGGCAGUCGUAAAUGACAGGCGCGAUGCAGUACCGUUGCUAUUAGAGCUUGGUGCAGACAUGUCGCAAGGAGUUGGCAAAGAUAAAGACACAGCUCUACACCACGCCUGUUCACAUCGUUUGUCAGAAAUGGUCACGCUGCUAAUUGGCAAGGGAGCGAAUAUUCAUGCAAAGGAUGCUCACCUCAAUACACCCUUGAUGCAGUCGUGUUGGGACCCGGACCCGGACAUUUUCAACUUGCUCCGAAACGAAGGUGCAUUAACAACAGACUUGAAUAUACAUAGGCGUACCGGUUUUCAUGCGGUGGUUUUGUCUCAGAGACCAUUUGGCGAAGAACACCGGGAUGUUGUUGCGCUUUUAGUAGGCUUAGGCGCUGACAUCAAUCAACGCGACAUCUUUGGUUUCUCGCCCCUUUUCCUUGCCUGUAAGGAGCAAUGCUCUAAGAUGAUCAAUCUUCUACUCGACUUUGGCGCCGAUAUAGAUCAGAAGACAAGUGCUGGAGAUGGCCUCACCGCUCUCAUGGAAGCAUGCUGCAACCCAGCUAACGAACCCGUGGAGAUACUACUUCGCAGAGGGGCCAAGUUGGACCCUGUCAACCCUCAUGGUCUAACUGCCCUGAAUCUGGCUUGCGUGAAAGGCCAACUCAAGCACCUCGACAAACUAAUCAGCAAUGGUGCGGAUGUUGCAACCCCUGAUCGACAUGGCCACACAGCACUAUGUGCCGCAGCUAACAAAGAGCACACAAAUAUCAUGCUACGUCUCUUGGAAUCCCCGCGAUUCUAUCCAGAAUAUCCAGCAGAUCCAACAUAUUCCACAGACCAGAAGAUCUUCAUGGCGAAGGAGCAGCACGAUAAAGAAGUUGAGGGGCACUUGAUGCGCGUUGUUGAAAGCAAUUUGCACAAGACGCUGUCGAAGCUUUAUGUCAUUAUGUAUUGGGCUGUUGCUCACGGUCGGAUCAAACUGGUUCAAGAGUGUAUUUCUCGCAACACAGAGGUGCUAAGUUGGGAAAGAGAGGGCUCUACUUGGCUCCACGUUGCUGCUCUGCAUGCACAGUCUCGACUGAUAACUGAGGUAUUCUCCGAUUUUCAAGCAUCCAAGGAGGCCGCGGGUAAAGUGACACCUCUCCACCUGGCGGUAGGCAGUGCUAGUUUUGAGACCGUUUCAUGUUUAUUGAAGCAGAUCGGGUCUCAAUCUCCACAGCACACAGCCAAGGAGAUUGCCACUACGAUUUUCUUUCGCGAUGGUCAUGGUGCUUCGCCGCUUAGCAUCUCCAUCCAUAGAAACCACACCAGGAUUACUGAGCUGUUUUGGACCAUGAUACAGGAAUUUGGAAGGGGCGAGACACUCUAUUUGCGCGAAUAUCCGAGUGAUGCCCUUCAAAUUCUGGAGACCCUUGCUCAGUACGAAAAGCCUGGCAAAGAGAACGUCUUGAAGCACCUCCUGCGGCAAUGGUGCACCAACCAAUCCUUGACAGAGGUGGAGAAGGGGGAAAAGCUGCGUAACUCACUCGAUUGGGCUAUCUACUGUUCCCAGCCAGUUGUGGUCUGGUGGUUGUUAUCUAAGGGAGGUUACUCAUCCAGUCGCACUAUUGACCAUGCCCAGAAGCUUGUAGAACUUUCAGGCUCGGGAACCCAGGGAAUCCUGAAAAUGCUACUACACAAUCCACUACCGGCCUUGAGCAAUAUUUCCAACCCAAAUUCUGAUCCGAUACCUGAAUUACCAAAGCCUAGGAAUGCGGAUAGCCCUAGCCUGGCACUAGAAGGCAUUAUUAUCGAAAUCUUCUUCGAUGGUGAAGUCCGAAGUGCACGGUAUUCAAAUGCAACCAGCAAGAAUAUGAUUUAUGAUUCCGGGCCAAACGAGAUCACGAAGAACUCCGCCAACUUGGACGACUGGGAUUUGAAUUGCUUAAAGCGAAAAAUUGGCUCACUGGUACAAGAGUCUGGAACUAUGGGAGACUUACUCAAGGCUUGGUACUCUGAUAUCCCCCAGAGCACCAGUACCAACAAUGGAAGACCUUUGACUCGCCUUGGCGAGAGUCUUGAACUUCGCUGGAUCCACCUUCCCGUAACCGAGUUCAUGCGAGAUCUACUUACGAGGUUGUCCUGCGACUCAGAACGCUCUGCGAUGGACCAUCAAUCUUUGAUGCGUCACUUUGAACGAAGUUGGACCCAUCUAGCGGCUGGCGGAGGACAACAUUACAUGAAGCCGCAGUGUGUGAGGAAUGGCAGGACUUACUCUAAGAAGGACUCCAGUGCCAUGUCCCAGGACCCCAGCGUUUGCACUGCCGUCUAUAUGCCAUACGUGAAGACAGGCUACUAUCAACCUCCCACAAACCAAGAGAAAGACUGCUGCAACUAUGAUGGAAAGCCAGAGGGGUCAGGGCAGUGUCAAAAGCCAGCCAGCUCUCGUGAACCGAUAGCAACGGCGCACGAGCCAAUGACACUAGAUCAGUACUACUACCCAACAUUGAUCGACACGGAUUGGAGAGACAAAGAUCAGGUCUUGUCAAAGUACCUGACCUGGAAGUCUAAGGAGCUGCGUGACAAACUUUCCAAAGGAGAGAGUGAAAGAACGGCCACUGAACCUGCAGACCAAACUGUAGAACAGAAUCCGAGAAGGAUUCUGAUGGUUGAUCAAGUAUGGAUGUGGAUAAUUGAUGAGAAGACAGUCAUCACGGCUUCGACAGAAACAACGCCACUGGACGAGAGACAAAAAGAUAGCCUUCUCCGAACCGUCCUAGAUCACAUGAUAUACGGCGAAAGUCACGACAAUUCUGAUCGUCCUAGAUCAGUCCAUUCAAUCAUGGAGUUGAUACUUGGCGCUGCGACGGGCUUCUUCGAUAGGAAGUUCAUACCCUUGCCAGGUAACCCAAACUCGGUGUUUAAGACACCCUUGGAGGUGUUUAGAGAGUACUUACGACACGCUGCGGAUCGAGAAAUAUUUCUCUAUCAAACCUUCCUCCAGGAGCUAAACAAAACAGACCGGCAAAGGAAACAGGAUGAAACUGACGUUAACAGCGUCAUUAAAAAGCUCCCGUUUCACCCCUUCAGUUCUCCAUCAAAUCCGCACAGCAUCUCUCCCGAAGCUGCCCUUCUCAACAUCACCCGUGACAUCCACGAUGAGCUACAUAUGCUCAAGUCCCUUGCGGAGGAUCAAGAGCUAGUUUGGAAACGGGCUUUUGAAAACCGCCAACACUUCCAGUAUCACCAGCCUUGCAGGCCAACAAACGUCAAGAAAGACAUUGAAGAUAUGCUGGAAGAGGUAGAGAAUAUCAAUGACUCGAUCAACACACUGCUUGACUUACGACAAAAGCAGGCGAGUAUCACGCAGGCCAAUGAUACAGCGAAACAGUCUAAUACUAUAUUUGUGUUUACGAUAAUCACAAUCGUGUUUCUCCCUCUCUCAUUUUUAUCAUCAUUGUUUGCCUUGGACGUGGCCAGCUUUCCGCACGAGUCUGGUGCUCUCAAGUAUCAAGGGUGGUGGCUUUUCCCGAUCCUCUUCGGCGCAUCGGCUGUUGUCUCCCUCCCCACCAUCUUAAUCGCUUGGAAGGUUAAUGACAUCUCGGAAUGGUUCCGACUGCCACGAAAAAGAGUGUCGGAAAAGAUCGAUGACAAGAGUGAAGAACAGGAAAUGGAUGAUCGAAGGACACGGGGUCUUAGAGACCUCGCUAGGCGGACUUUGAAUCGGCGACGGAGAGCCCCUGGAAACCAGGAGCCUGGUUCACGGGUAUGA
Fusarium coffeatum is the source of this 4320-nucleotide messenger RNA. RefSeq lists its product as uncharacterized. The record is from RefSeq and is a predicted model, not a curated record. The transcript is spliced from 10 exons. Gene Ontology annotation, biological process: transmembrane transport; metal ion transport. The coding region runs from base 1 to 4320 and encodes 1439 amino acids. Gene Ontology annotation, molecular function: metal ion transmembrane transporter activity; protein binding. Gene Ontology annotation, cellular component: membrane. Lineage: Eukaryota; Fungi; Ascomycota; Sordariomycetes; Hypocreales; Nectriaceae.